AUGCCGAGUCCAACGAAGAAGCGGAAGCUCAACAAGGAUGCAAGUGGCCCAACAUCGCGUGGUCUUGAGUAUUUCUUCUCGAAACAGAAGCAAGGCGAUGCAUCAGCUGCUUCUACACAGCCACAACCGAAGCAGGAUGUUGGCGAGGCUCCCAGAAGUGAACAGGAAUUCACCGAUGAGGAGCUAGCCCGGAAGCUCCAAGCUGAAUGGGAUAGCGAGGUUCAAAAUACCGAAAGUCUCUCGACAGAGUCUCAGCUAGUCCCGCGUUGUAGCGCAAGCCCAGCUCUCGAUCCCAGUUCUACCGGUUCAGCUCAAGUCGCGAUAUCAGCCGCCACACCUGUGGAAGAACCCAAACUUGCAAGCACAGCACCGAAGACUCUGUCACUCUCAUCUGUAGCCGUAGCUGGAGACUCACUUUCUUCAACCAUACCCCUGGAUCAGAGCCCUCUGGUUUUCGACCCUUCGGAGUAUUCAUCGCACCUAAAAGAUCACUGGGCUUCCGAAGGUGGCGAUGCCUCAUAUGCCCUGCUCACGAGGUGUUUCAUACUGGUCAACAGCACGCAAUCAAGGAUCAAGAUAGUGGACACUCUCGUGAACUGCAUCAGACUUAUCAUACAGACAGAUCCUGAAAGUCUCCUCCCCGCUGUUUGGCUAGCGACGAACGCCAUUUCGCCGCCCUAUAUUUCCUUGGAACUGGGUCUCGGUGGGUCAGCCAUAUCCAAAGCUCUGAAGCAAGUUUGUGGGCUCAAUGGACCGUCGCUGAAGAAUCUCUACGACAAGUACGGCGAUGCGGGAGAUGUGGCUUUUGAAGCCAAGAAGAAACAGAGCUUCACGCUUCGGAAGCCGAAGCCGCUGACCAUCAAGGCUGUCUACCAAUCUCUGGUCAAGAUUGCGAACACCCAAGCGCUUGCCCGGGCGUUUUCUCUGACUUCCCCGCCUGGUGCAGAUUUCGCUGUCCGCGACAGGGGCAGCCUCGCCAAGUUAAAAAAGGAGGAGCUUGCCGAGGUUUGGGCAAAAGCGGAGGAGAUUGUAAAAGCCUGCUUCGCGAAAAGACCAAACUACAACGACCUCGUACCCAUUCUUCUCGAGAUUGGUGUUUGUGAUGAGCUGCUCAUCCGCUGUGGGCUCACCCUGCACAUUCCCCUACGACCCAUGCUCGGUAGCAUAACGCGAGAUCUGACGGAGAUGCUUACCAAGCUCCAAGGCCGGGAUUUCGCCUGCGAGUAUAAGUAUGACGGCCAGCGUGCCCAGAUUCACUGCGACGCCAAAGGAAAAGUAAGCAUCUUCUCGAGGCAUCUUGAGCUGAUGACGGACAAGUACCCCGACCUGGUUGCCCUCAUGCCGCAGAUUCGGGGUGAAGGUGUUGACAGCUUUGUGAUGGAGGGAGAGGUCGUGGCAAUCGACCGACAGACGGGAGAUAUGAAGAACUUUCAAGCUCUGACCAACCGCGCGAGAAAAGAUGUCGCAAUCGGGAGUAUUCAAGUCGAUGUCUGUAUGUACUCCUUCGACCUGAUGUACCUGAAUGGGGAGCCACUACUCGACAGGCCUUUCCGCGAAAGGAGAGAGCUCCUUCGGUCGAUGUUCAUCGAAGUCCCCCACCAGUUUACAUGGGUCAAGAGCCUAGACGCUACUUCGCAGGAUUCCGACGCAGUGCUCGACUUCUUCAAAUCUGCUACCGACAUCAAAUGCGAGGGUAUCAUGGUUAAGAUCCUGGACAAUUUGACCGAAGUACCUUGCCAAGGGGGCGAAGUUGACGCUCCUGUGGAUGAGAUGGAGGAACCGCAGACACCUUCGAAACGUAAGGCUCCGGGGAAGAUUGCUGAGAAUGACACGAAAAAGAAAACGCGACGUAAACCACUGCUGGCAACCUAUGAGCCCGACAAGCGACUCGACUCAUGGCUUAAGGUCAAGAAAGAUUACAACGCAAGUUUCGACACUAUUGACAUGAUUCCUGUGGCUGGUUGGCAUGGCCAAGGGCGCAAGGCCAAAUGGUGGUCGCCGAUUUUGCUUGCUGUCCGCAACGAAGACAGUGGCUCAUUCGAGGUUGUGUGCAAAUGCAUAUCAGGCUUUACCGAUACCUUUUACAAAGCUAAUCGGGAGUUUUAUGACGACGGUAGCGGAGGAAGCGGCGUGAUACAAAACAUUCGUUCCUCGAAGCCUGCAUUUAUUGAGUACUCCGGACCGGAACCGGACGUCUGGUUUGAGCCGCAGGAGGUUUGGGAGAUGGCGUUCGCGGAUGUCACGCUCAGCCCGACAUACACAGCAGCAAUAGGCUUGGUGAGCGAAGAGCGGGGCUUGAGCUUGCGAUUUCCGAGGUUCUUGAAGAAACGGGAUGACAAAGGCUUGGAUGAGGCGAGUACAAAUGAGUUUCUGGCCUCGCUCUUCAGGAAACAAGAAUCGAAGGCGAUACCUGCGGCGGUAGAUGCGGCAGAGGAUGAAUGA
Messenger RNA from Verticillium dahliae VdLs.17, 2442 nucleotides. RefSeq names its product DNA ligase. Gene Ontology annotation, molecular function: ATP binding; DNA ligase (ATP) activity; DNA binding. The transcript is spliced from 2 exons. Gene Ontology annotation, cellular component: DNA ligase III-XRCC1 complex. Bases 1 to 2442 code for a protein of 813 amino acids. Gene Ontology annotation, biological process: mitochondrial DNA repair; double-strand break repair via alternative nonhomologous end joining; DNA recombination. The record is from RefSeq and is a predicted model, not a curated record. Lineage: Eukaryota; Fungi; Ascomycota; Sordariomycetes; Glomerellales; Plectosphaerellaceae.